This is a messenger RNA of Seminavis robusta, 897 nucleotides long. The record is from the annotation of a GenBank genome assembly. Lineage: Eukaryota; Bacillariophyta; Bacillariophyceae; Naviculales; Naviculaceae.
AUGCAAGCAGAGGAUGAAAAAGAAGAACCGAAGGAUUCGCAACUUCUUCGUGCCAUGUUGGAAACAAGGGCGCUUCACGACGUCGAUUUGGAGGGCAGCAAUGGAGUCAAGGCCGUCGUGGAAUACAUUUAUAUUCGAAAACCUCAAGCCACCAAGGAUGCCAUGGCCGCCAAAGAUGGUGGUGUAUCGUUUUCUCAAGUCCAAACUCUUGUGGCGCUGACAGGUGCGGCAUCUUUCUUCGGCUUACCAAUGCUUCGACAAAAGGUCCGAUCUGUGUUUUCCAUUGUGCUCCGGAAGAAGCCCUUGCUGUCCUUCUAUGUGUUGGAAGCGUGUGCCGCGGAAGCUUCUGAUGUUUCUACUGAUCUGAAAGAACUGGCAUUGAUACAUCUUCGCUCGGGAUCUUUCAGCCCCAAAGACGAUUUCAGUACUCUAACUGGUAUGAGUGCGGCGUCCUUGGAAGAAGCCCUUCGAGACAAUGAGAUUGAUGCCUACAAGCGCUUCUGCUUUUUGCGAGGUUGGGCAGAGAGCAACAACAUCGAAUCCAGCGGUCGAACAUCUGAUGCGAACGCACUUGGGAAACAUAUUCCAAUGGAAGAAAUCGAUCCAACCCCCGUUAUUUUUAUACCAUUUUGGCGACUGAAGUUACAAAAAAUAGAAAUCAUGGCAGAAGCAUACAAGAAACAAGCCUUGGCAAAGGAACAUGGAAUCACGUUGAAGAAACCUCGUCUGGAGCUUCCUGUGUGGAAGAGUUCAAAGUCAGAAGUGACCUGCCCGGAUGAUAAACAGAAGAAUCAUAUAGUGGACGUGUUGCGUUGUGAUCCAAUGACUUCAGGGGUGUACGAGUGGUCGUUGGAAAUUGAAGGAUGCUGCUCAAAUGACGGUGGAUGGUCCCGUUGA